This is a messenger RNA of Miscanthus lutarioriparius, 1725 nucleotides long. NCBI's taxonomy places the organism in Eukaryota, Viridiplantae, Streptophyta, Magnoliopsida, Poales, Poaceae. The record is from the annotation of a GenBank genome assembly.
AUGGGGUCGAGGCGGCGGCGCCACCACCACCACGGCCGGUGGGUGGUGCCCGCCGUGGCGCCGGCCGCGGCGGCGUUCGCAGCGGCGGGGCUGCUCCUCCUCGUCGUCGCGUUCCACUGCUUCCUGUCGCCGCCGCUAAGUGACGGCGGUGGCGGCUCCCGUGUCUUCCGGCGCCCGAACCCGCCGUUCCUGUUGAACAAGCCAGCGGAGGUGCGCAGAAAUGUAAUCGGCGCCGUGGAUUUCACUGUCCCCAGCGGUGGGAGCAAGCUUGGGGAGGAGCUCUGGGAGUCGAAGGCGGCGGGCAACUUCUUCGGCUGCAGCAACGCCACCAAGCGAUUCGCCGAUGCCGAGGCUGUGACCAAGUCGGACCGUUACUUGAUGAUCGCGACGAGCGGCGGAUUGAAUCAGCAGCGAACAGGGAUCAUAGAUGCUGUUGUUGCAGCCCGCAUACUGAAUGCAACACUUGUCAUUCCAAAGCUGGAUGAAGAAUCCUUCUGGAAAGAUGCGAGUGACUUUGCAGAUAUAUUUGAUGUCGAUUCAUUCAUAUCCUCGCUCUCUAAUGAGGUAAAGAUCGUACGACAAGUACCUGACAGGAAUGGGAAACCACCUUCGCCAUAUAAGAUGCGUAUUCCUAGAAAGUGUACUCCUAAAUGCUAUGAGAGCCGAGUGUUGCCUGCUCUUCUAAAGAAGCAUGUUGUUCAGUUAACCAAAUUUGACUACCGAUUGUCAAAUAAGCUAGAGACUGAUCUGCAAAAGCUUAGGUGUAGAGUCAAUUAUCAUGCACUAAGGUUUACAGACCCAAUCCUCAAAAUGGGUGAAAUGCUUGUCCAAAGAAUGAGGGAAAAAAGUGGGCGCUUCAUUGCUCUUCACCUAAGAUUUGAGCCUGACAUGCUUGCGUUCUCUGGUUGCUACUAUGGGGGUGGAAACAUUGAGAGAAGAGAACUUGGUGAGAUCCGUAAGAGGUGGAAGACCCUGCAUGCAAGCAACCCUGACAGAGAACGGCGGCAUGGAAAGUGCCCUCUAACACCAGAGGAAGUAGGGCUCAUGCUCAGGGCAUUGGGAUUUGGGAAGGAUGUGCACCUUUAUGUUGCAUCAGGAGAUGUAUAUGGAGGCGAGGAGACACUGGCACCUCUGAAAGCACUCUUCCCAAACUUUCACUCAAAGGAAACUCUAGCAAACAAGGAGUUAGCUCCUUUCUUACCAUAUUCAUCUCGCAUGGCUGCUCUUGAUUUUCUUGUGUGCGAUAGGAGUGAUGUUUUUGUGACAAACAACAAUGGCAACAUGGCCAGAAUGUUGGCUGGUCGAAGGAGAUAUUUUGGGCACAGGAAGACCAUAAGGCCCAACACUAAGAAACUUUGCUCAUUAUUUCUGAAUCGAACCAGCAUGAGUUGGGACACAUUUGCAUCUAAAGUUCAGACCUUCCAAAAGGGAUUCAUGGGGGAGCCCAAUGAGAUUAAACUAGGAAGAGGCGAAUUCCAUGAGCAUCCUGUAGAUUGCAUUUGUGCAAAAUCGAAGGGAAAAACUGGACAGAGCAGGCCUCACCUAGUUAAAGGUGCUGGAGAAGCUGUGGAGAACCAUUCUAUUGAUGGGGACCUUGACUGGAAGGAUUUGGACUACGGAGAGCAUACACCCUUGGGCAGGGAUUCAUCUAAUGAAACCGAAUCAGAUGAUAUUCGUGUUGGUGGAUCAGACAUUCCUGAAUUGGAGGAUAUUAUGUCAGACUAA